AUGAUCCAAUGUUAUGCAAUUGCUCAAAAGCAUCAAUACGAAUUUGAUCAGCAGAGAAUUGGGAGCACUAAUGACUAUGCGUUUGGAACUGUGAGACGUGAAAUUCGUGAACUUACUGGGGAAAAGAUUGAGAAAGUUACUGUGAAAAGCUUUUAUUAUAGUGAAAGGGAUCCAAAAUUUAAUACAGUAAUGUUAUGCGAUGAUUAG
Molecule: messenger RNA, 207 nt
Organism: Rhizophagus irregularis DAOM 181602=DAOM 197198
Lineage: Eukaryota; Fungi; Glomeromycota; Glomeromycetes; Glomerales; Glomeraceae
Source: RefSeq, a predicted model, not a curated record